CACAUUGUUUUAUUUAUGCUUAUGGCAGGAUUUAAUAAUACAUAUAUGUUUAUAAUAAUAAUAUAAUUAUUAUUAUUGUAUAAUAUUGUUAUAUUCUUCUUCUUAAUAUUAGUAUUAUUACUACAUUAAAAACUCGUAACAUGUACCCAAACUGUGACCCCACGACGGUACUUCGAGCCUGUGACAACGUCUCGCGAGCUUACGUGUGACCACAGCUGAGAAAAUGGAUGGCUUCGCUAGCCACCUAGCCGAGAGAAUCGAGACCUAAGUGGAAUAUCAUCGUUAAUACAUUAAAGUAUUGUUGUCUGUGGAUUUCAGUAUGGACCCACUGGAAAAUAACAGCAUCCCAGGUGAUACAUAUACAGAGGAACAGCAAAACCCGACAGAAGAGGCAGAUUUGAGUGUGAGGCCUACCCUUUCACAGGUCAAAAAGUCCUGGGGCUUUAGGCGGACAACCAUCGCCAGAAGAGAGUUCAUGGAAGAAGUAGGGGACCUAACAAUAAGCCCUCCACCUCUACGGAGAGGCAGAAGUCGUCAAACCAAGCAGACACCCCAGACCACUGCAGAGACCCACACCACUCCGAAAGCUACAUGCUCAACAAAGAGUGUUAUAGAUGACCUUGAAUGGUCAUCUCCUUCCUCACCUGCAUCAGAAGAAAGUAAGCCAGCAUCAGAAGCUUCUGCAGGAAACAGCCUUGACCCAAGCUUAUGGCAGGAUUUUGGAUCUGCUUUCCACACUGCCUUCUCACUGCUUGGUGGGAAUGAGGGCUUGUCACUGGACAUGCCAGACACACUGACAGUCCCAGACUUUUUGGAAGCUACUAAUGCCACUGAGGCCCAAGCUCAGCAGGCUAUAGAUGAAACCGAAGAGCCUGAUCAUUUAGAAUCAUCGGAUGAUAUGGAAAUCUCACAGCCGAUUGCCCCUGAAAAUGUGGCAGUGGGAAGUGAUGAUGUGGUGUUGAUUUCCAGUCAAGAAGAGGACAGUGAUGAAAUGACUCUGAUACAGAUGAAGGAGCAGCUGCUAUCUAAUAGCAGACAGGGGGCCACAAAGGCGAAAGGUGGGAGAGGUGGAAGAGGGAAAGCCAGAGGAAGGGGUAGAGGCAGAGGAAGAGGUAGGGGAAGAGGGAGAGGGAGAGGGAGAGGCAGAGCGAAGGGUAGGGCAGUGGAGAUUCAGCCAAGCAUUGCAGAUGAUAUGAGUGAUGAUGAGGUGAUGUUUGUUGAUGCAUCUGAGCAGCCACAGCAUCAACACAGUCCCACUGAAAUAGAGAUAUCAUAUGAUCACUGUGAUAAGACUCCAAGUCCUUCACAGCAAUCAAACUCAGACUGUAUAAUCAUAGAACCUGGCUUAGACCAUGAUACUGAUGUAACUUCUGGUCAGUAUGAUGACGCACCGGAGGAGGAUGAAGUGAAAGACGAUAACAAUACUGGAGAUUGUUCAAGCUUAUUGGACAGUGAGGGUUUUGACCUCAAUGCUCUGUACUGCAUCUGCCGACAAAAACGCAAUAAAAGGUUCAUGGUCUGCUGUGACACUUGCCAGGAGUGGUUUCAUGGCGACUGCAUCGGUAUCAGUGAGACACAGGGCCGGGAAAUGACGAUGCAAGGGCGAGAAUAUACCUGCCCCCCCUGCACAACCAAGAACCAACUUCAAUCUGAGCCCGAGCCUGAGCUUAGCUUUCCAGAGUGUGUAACACUAUGUCCCUCAGGAGAUGAAAGGGAUGAACAGCAAGCCAUCAAGGAGGCUGUGGUGGAUGAGCAGCAGCAGAAGGAGAAAGAGGAGGACGAAGAGGCUUCUGUGAUGAGGCCUGAAAUAAAAUCUGAGAUGAAAACGGAAAGCUCUCUUCCUCUAUGCAUUGGACCCGACUGUUUGAAACAACCCUUACCAGAGUCAGUUUACUGUGGUACUGACUGCAUCCUUCAGCAUGCUGCCUUCACUAUGAAGACGCUCUCUGUCCCAAAGGUGCCCAAGUCCAGAGGACAAGCACAGAAAAAAGCUGCCCCCGCCAAAACCACUGCAAAGGUUCAGAGGUCAGUUAGGAUGUCCAAGAGGUUAGCUCAAAAGGCAGAGGAAGAAGGUGGAGAGGAGGAGGCGAUGGAGAAAGAUGACGGAGGAAGUAAGGAGGCUGCAUCUCCCGUAGCCUGCGACCCCAGUCGCUCAGAAGUUCAGACCACUUCCACACCAUCACCUAUGUUAAACACAACGUCAGCUGGAAAGGACAGUGAACAGGUAGAGGCCGCCAGUGAGGCUCCACCUCCUUCAACAGAAUCUCCAGGGGAUACGUCCACAGAUGCAGUUCCCUCUCCUCCAACUGUCACAGAGCCAGCUCCUGCACCACAGAGAGACACUCAAGAAAAAGCACAGGAGCCAGUAAGCAGUGGUUUGUCUGAGCAACAACCAGCUGAGUCCGAUCCCUCAAUAUCAGCCACCCUGGCAAAACCUAGUUUACCUCCAGCUUCACUGUCCCCAACCACCUCCGCACCCAGACAUCAUGAAACGGGGGCCGUGAUGGUCACUAAAACGUCAUACGUCAUACCAAAGAAGCAGUCUGCACCGCAGCCAUCGUCCAUAUCAGCCACGGCAUCCUCAGCCCCAGCACUGCUAAACGAAGCCCGGAACUUGCUGGUGCCUCCUGCUCCCAGUGCCCCAUCCUCCAGACCCUCUCAGCCCAAUAAUCAGAUCAGGCAGAGCAUCCAGCGCUCCCUCACCGGCAUUCUCUUCAAAAGGGUGUGUGAUUGUGAGGAUUUGGAAAUGACUGAGAGUGAUGCUGCCAAGCUUGUCGCAAACAUCGAGAUGGAGAUGUUCGACAUAUUUCGCAACACGGACAGCAAAUACAUGAACAAGUACAGAACUAUAAUGUUCAACUUGAAAGAUCCAAGAAACAAGGGCUUACUGUAUCGGGUUGUACGAGGAGAAAUCGGUCCCUUCAGACUGGCAAGGAUGAGCCAGAAGGAUAUGCAGGCUACAAAGGCACCAGAACCAAGUGCAAAAGAAACAUCAGAGGCUAAGAAUGCAGCUGCUAAAGCACCAAGUUUGCUGCAGAAGCCUGAGGCAGUUAAGGUUGAUUUGCCCAGUUUAAAUCCCGCUAGACCAGAAAGAAGACCCAACAAAAGACCUGAAAACACAGUUUCGUCUCAGGAACAGAAGAGAAGUUUUCCUGCUCCUGCUCUCAAGAACAAAAUAAACCAGAGCAGUGCUGCUGCAAAUAUUUUCACCUGUAUGCUUAAAGACACAACAUCAGAGCACAAAGCUCACCUCUUUGACCUGAAAUGUAAAAUAUGCACAGGCCAAAUACUUGCUGGUGAAGUGGAUGAACCUGCAACAAAAAAAACCAAGAUUACUGAAAAAAGAGAUAAACCUGAACCCUCUUGGAGAAAACAUUCAGGAGAUGACUCCCCCUUGCUGGCACCUCCUGACUCACCUGACAUGGACUCUCCAACAUCCCGCCUCGUCAUUGACUCUCCAGCAGCACUGACUAUAGUAGAAUCCCCUGCUUCCCCCUUAAUGGAUUCUCCAGCCUCUCCUACUUUAGAGUCUCCUGCUUCCCCCAUCUCAGAGUCUCCUGCAUCCCCAACUUCAGACCUUUCCAGAGCUACAGCACAACAAAGAGCAUACACACCUGUUGUCAUUCCAGCUGUCUCCACUGUGACCAUCACAAGACGUGAUCCCCGCACUGCAGCAAACAGGUUCUCCACUGGUCCCAGUAACACAACCCAUAACCAGUCAACCCGUUAUUUUCCUGUCAAAGAGAAUACCUCUGCAUCGCUCUCUGCACCAGCAUCCUCACUACCACCACCACCCAAAAUGUUACCCAAAUCUAUCUUAAUGAAGCCAUCUUCCUCAGCAGAUCCCAGACUCUAUGGGGCAUCCUCAAGGACUGUGAUUUCUGAAUCACCCGCCAAUGGAGAGAGUGCUCAGUUCCUUGCUAAGCAAGAGAUUGUGUGGAAAGGCUUCCUUAACAUGCUCAAUGUAGCCAAGUUUGUCACAAAGGGAUAUCUGGUUUCUGGAUCUGCUGAAAACCUAAAAGCGGAUCUGCCUGAUACCAUACAGAUUGGUGGACGAAUCCUGCCACAAACGGUGUGGGACUAUGUUACAAAGCUAAAGACAUCUGUCACAAAGGAGUUGUGUGUCAUCCGGUUUCACCCUGCAACAGAGGAGGAAGAGGUGGCCUAUGUUUCCCUGUAUUCCUAUUUCAGCAGCAGAGGUCGUUUUGGUGUUGUUGCACAUAACAGCCGUUCCAUCAAGGAUGUAUACCUCGUCCCGCUCAGUGCAAAUGAAUUAGUCCCAUCCAUACUGCAGCCUCUUGAAGGGCCAGGACUUGAAAUUAAUCGACCCAAUCUUCUUCUGGGUCUGGCAAUCGUCCAGAAGGCAAAACGUCCAGGAAGUGUGCUUCAGGAAACUGAAGAGAAGAGACCAAAGGUUCAUAUGUCCAAAGACCCCAUGUGGAUCCCAAAACCUCCUAUCCUCUAUGGCUCUGACAAAUUAGAGAUAUUCCAACCCUACGAUCCUGAGACUCCCUCUAGUACCACCCCACCUGGUUCAGCAUCUUGCCCUGGUUCACCUUCAGAUUCACCUUCUGGCCCAAUUACUGCACCAUCUUCUUUGACCUCUUUGAAAGCAAAUCCUCCUCUCUUUGCCUCUACUUCUUCCUCCAGUAGCAUCUCUGACAAAAAUCCCACAAAAGGAUCCAGUAAUAAGACUCCACUACAGACUAUUUUGAAAACUUUGUUUCGCAAAAAGGAAAAUGACUCCACUGUUGCUUCUGAUGGAAGCUCUUCAACAACAGCAAUAAAUCCUAAAAACACCCCACUGUUUUCUCAAGUAGAUCCAAUUGUCCAACAAUAUGGGCAGAAAUCCAAAGUCAAAAUGAUGGAAGAAGUGGAAAAUGACUUUGACCGACCAUAUGACCCAGAGGAGGAAUAUGAUCCAGCCAUGGGAUAUGGAAGGGUUGGUCCACAGAAAAUGGAGGAAAUUAAGAAAGAUGUCCCUCCAUUGUCUGACUGUGUGGAGGAUGACAUAGCCUAUGAUCCAGAGGAUGAGACUCUCUUUGAAGAUAUUCGAAGUGAUACUCAUGAACCAAAGGCUCCUGUUCCAGUAUCAGAUUCUACAUCAUGUCCAACAACACUUUCCACCCAGAUUGUAACACCAGCUGCCACCCCACUGCAAACUACCCCAUCUACCCCACCUGUAGUAAUGCCAAACCUUCCAACAGGCACCGUGGUUGUUUCAGCUGCAACACUGACUGAACAACAGCGCAUGCUUGAAGAGCUCAAUAAGCAGAUUGAAGAGCAAAAACGACAGUUGAAGGAGCAGGAAGAGGCACUACGUCAACAGAGAGAAGCUGUGGGUAUGUUCAUGGCUCAAUUUUCUGUUUCUGAUUCCCUGUUGUCUCCACCAUCAAAAUCUGUGCCAAUCAGUCAACCGCCAUCUCUACCAAGUGGCACAAUGCAAACAGAACCUUCAGAAUCAUCAGAGUCCAAAAACCCUACAGAGACUGCAGACAAAUCAACUGGGAAUUUUCACUCGGCUAAAGGAGAAGAUACCACUGUCCUCCCUGCUUUAAAAGAUGAUACAGAUACCACUAUAAAGCAAGAUGAAACACAGGAAAAUGUUGAGGAAACUGAAAAGUAUUCUUCUGCUGGAGAGAUUGAAGAUUCUGAUGUAGCGUAUGACCCAGAAGAUGAGUCGCUUUUUAAUUUAAUUCAAGAGGAUGUAUUUCAAGGAGCUAGUUCAAAGACUCAUGAUUCACCUGGGCAAAGUUCCGCUCGGAAGAGUGCUACGCCCAAUUCAUACCACGGCAGAAAGCGAAGGUCAUCACCGAAGAGGCGGAGUCAUCGUGAAAAGGACAGCAGUCCUUCAAGAAGAUCACAACACCGCUCUCCUUCACAUUCCCGCAGACGCAAGGAAAGAGAUAGACACAGAAGAAGUGAAAGGGACAGGUCAAGACAUAGAUCUAGAAACCAGUCUGAGCGCCAGGGUCGCCAUCAUAAAGAGCAUACUACACACCGACAUUCUCAUGGCCGAAAAAGAUCCCCAUCAUCUCCUAGAAAAAGAGAUUUUGUGUCCCUUUCGCCACAACAGCACAAAGAACUUUCCCCACAAGUACCUGAGAAAUCACAACAUGGAAUAGUUCAGUGUAAUCCUCCAGACUCUGUUGGAGCAUUGGUAGAGAGAAACACAUCACCAUCUACCCCACAUACUGUUAAAAAUGACCCCGAUGGAUGUCAGCUAAAAUACAAUCUUGUUGAGAGCUCUGAUAAAGAUGUUUCUCAAAAUUCACAUUCAUUUCACAACGUGAAGAUUGAGGUUUCAGAACCACCAGAAUUCCAUGACUCUCAAAAAAAGUCAGUAACUUGUCCUUCCGCACAGGUGGACAAACCCUCUCAACAAGAAAUUAUGCAUAUUGAUAAAUUGGAAAGUACAGUUCCACUUAGAGUAACUGACCCACCUAUUCGAGAUUCUCCUGAAAGCCCUGACCCAGAACCACAGUUCUUGAAAGAUAGCAACGUUGAGAAGACUGACUGUAUUAAGACUGAGGAAAUCAGAGAUCAUGUGACACACACUGACCUCCCAUUGCCAUUUGUUAAAGUUGAAAACAAUUGUAUGCCUAUUGGUGGUCAAACGCCAGUGGCAAAUAUUUUGGAACUUAUUGUGGGAACCCCAAAUCCAAAAACCCAACAUUUACAUAGUCCAAGUGUCAGUGAUCAAAGUAUUAUAGGGGUUGACAAACAGUUAAAGGAGAAGAAAUCAGAUGUAAAUUAUCCAGAAAUAAUGGGUCAAGGGGGAGCAUAUUUAAAGCUAGCCAGUAAUUCAGAUAUUCAAGGCACAGCACCCGAAGUAGAUCCAGUGACAAAAUAUUCCAGGAAUCUAGGUCCAGAUAUGAAAGAUAAGGAAGGAUCUAGGAUGCAAGGUAUGAACCUAGAAUGCACUGAUAAAAAACACUGUGAAACAGGAAUGAGAGGAUCUGUGCAUAUGCCAGUAGGUACAAAUUCAGAUGUGAUAGAUUCAGGACAACACAGUGAAAUGAGAGAUGCAGGGAUAAAGGGUCCUUUAGAAAUAGACCUAAAAGAAAGAGGUGAGAGUCCACAUACUGGGUGUAUGAGAUCUCCUAUGAUUGGUGGCGGAAGAGAUCACAGCCCAGAUUUAAGGAGUCAAGGUCCAUAUCUCGUAGGGUCAAGAAGAGAGGGUUAUCAGAGAGAUGGGUUUCAGCCACAUGGAAGAAAUGAAGACUUCAGAAGGGUGGGCAAAGAAAAGAGUUUAGAUAUAAGUACAGUAAUGGAGAACCGAGUUCAAACAACUGAUAUAACACCAACCCUUUCAAUGACAAGUGAAAGCUGGUGCCCACAAAGCUGGCCAGAUGAACCAAAAUGGGACAGUACAGGACAUAAUACACCCCAUGGUAAAUAUGGGGAUACAAGGGGUAAUAGAAACCAGCCACAUGAAAGACGUACAAGCAGAGACAAGGGAGAAAUAGGUUCAAAUUUAAGGGAUGCAAACAUGCAAAAUGUAAAUAUACAAGGUGUGGGGGUUGAGAGGAAAAAUGAUCCAAUGGGUCAAGAAGGCAUAGGUCCAAAUGCUAAUAUUUCACAUCAAGAUUGGAGAGGAGCUGGUUCUGAUCUGAGGGGUCAUAGAGGUCAAGAUAGGAGAGAUUCAGUUGCAGGAAAACCAUUUAUGCAAGAUGGCUACAGGCACCAUCAGUCUGAUAUGCAAGGUCCAAACAUAGAGACCCAGGAGUCUGACAGAGGACUAACAAGCUCUGAUUUCAUGACACCUGAAACAAGAGGACCUGCUAGUAAUAUCCCAUUGAAUGACAGAAGAGGAUCAAGAGGUCCAGAUUUUUGGAGAGGUCCAACUAUGGAAAAUACAGGACCCAGCCCGAUAGGACCAGGAGGUGCACAUUUCAGAGGGCUAGAGACUGAGAGGAAAGACCCAUCUUUAAAUUAUCAUGGACCUGAUAUGAGAGGACAAGGUGCUAAUUUCAGCAGACCAUGGCCUAAAAUUAGAGGUCCAGAUAUGGUUGUUCCUGAAUGUCAAGGUUUCAGUGGUCCAGGACCUGAACAGAGUGGCCCUCCUCUAGAGGGAUGUAACAGGAGAGAACAUAAAAGUACAGAUUUCAGACCUGGACCUGUAAGGAGAAGUCCUGUUUUGGGGGGUCUUGGGACUGACAAGAGACAACCUGAAGGUCCAAAUUUCAGUGGUCCAGGACCCGAGAGUAGGGGUCCCAUUAUGAAGGGUCCUGGAACAGAUGGGAGAGGUCCUGAAGCUCCACAUUUCAGCAGACCAGGACCUGAGAGAAGAGGUCACCCUGUGGAGGGUCUUGGAUCCAACAGGAGAGAUCCUGAAGGUCCAGAUUUCAGAAGAUCGGCACCUGAAUGGAGAGGUCCUGCUAUGGAGGGUCCUGUGACAUGUAUAGGACCAGGUGGUCCAGAUAUCAGAGGACCAAGGAAUGAAGGUAGAGGCCAGUCUAUGGAGGGUCCUGGGACUGACGGGAGACGACCCGAAGGACCACAUUUCAGUGGACCAGGACCUGAGAUGAGGGGUCCAACUAUGGAGGGUCUUGGGACUAACAGGAGAGAUCCCCAAUGUUCAGAUUUCAGAGGACCAAGAUCUGAGUGGAGAGGUUCUGCUAUAGAGGAUCCUGGGACUGACAUGAGAGGACCACCUGGUCCAGAUUUCAGGGGACCAGGGCAUGAAAGCACAACCGUGCCACUGGAGGGUCCUGGACUUGGCAGAGGAGGACCUGGAGUUCCACAUUUUAGAGGGCCAGGGCCUGACAAAAGGGGAUCUGGAACAGAUAGGAGACGUCCUGAAGCUCCACAUUUCAGCAGACCAGGACUUGAAAGGAGAGGUCAAGCUAUGGAGCAACUUUGGGCUGACCAGAGGGGACCAGAUGGUUCAUAUUUCAGAGGACCAGGUCCUGAAAGGGGAGCUCCUAAUAUGGAAGGUCCUGGGACUGAUAGACAAAUAUCUGAAUAUCCAGAUAUCAGCAGACAAGGACCUGAAAUGAGAGGUCCUGCUAUGGAGGGAUCUUGGACUGGUCCAAAUUUCAGUGGACCAGGACCCGAAAGAGGAGGCCUUGUUAUGGAGAGUCCUGAGUUUAAUAGCAGAGGCCCUUCAGGUCUUGCUUUCAGGGGAAUAGGGCCUGAAAUCCCAUUCAUGGGGGGUCCUGGGUCUAGCAUAGAAGGACCUGGAGGUCCUGAUUCCAAAGAUCUUGGACCUCAUAACAGAGCACCAAUAAAUGAAAGGAUAACUCCCUGUAUAGACAGCCAAGAGCCUAACAAACACAAACCAGUACAUUCACAUUUUCAGGGACGAAACACUGGAAGGACAGGAACAGAAGGUCAUGAGUUCAGAGGGCCUAGGUGUGAAAGAAGAGGUAAUUCUGUAGAAGAUGAAAGACCUACAAUUAGAGGGCCAGGAGAUCAAAAUAUUGGUGUGUCUGACAAAAUAGGUAUAUAUAUUGAAGGCCCAGGGCCUCACAAUCAGGAAAGUGGGGCACCCCACUUUAGGGUUCCAGGGUCUGAUAGGGAGUAUCAAAACAUGGAGGGCCCAGAGCCUGACAGGAGAAGAGCAAGAAGUCCAAACAUGAGGAGAUCAGUGCCACAGCAUUUAGGUUUAGUCACAGAUGAUCAAGGGCUUGUAGGUAGACACCCAGAGGGUUUAAAUUUCAGGGGAGCUAGGCCAGAAAUAAGACGGCUAGAUGUGGAAGGAGCAAAAAACAGCUGGGACUUUACAGGAGACCCACAAUUAAGGGGUCCUCGGCAUGAAAGAAGACCUUUAGAUAUGGAGGGCCCAGACUUUGAUAGUUGUCCACACCCUGAAAGAGUGGGUCCGGAAAUAACUGGUAUGGAGGGUCAUGGAAGAGGACCAGAUUUUAGAGGAUUCUGCAGUGACUUCAGAGGUCCGGAUACUGAGAACACCGGGCCUGGCAUGAGAGAAUCGGGGGACUCUGGAGCUGAAAAAAGAGAUGUAGAUGGCCCAAGACCUGAUUGGAGAAAAGCAGUUGGUCCAAACUUUAGAGGCCCAGGCUUUAGGCAGACAGGCCAGAAUACAGAAGGUCCUAGACAUGAUAGAAGAAAUGAAUGGGAAAGGGCUGACUUUGGAGGGUCAGAAGUUAUCCAUGAAAAUCCAGGUUUGGAGGGCCCAGGACCUGGUAGAACAACUCCAAAUUUCAGGGGUCAAAGGCCCUUUAGGAGGAACAGUAGAGCACGAGGACCACGUGGGAACAGUUUAAAUCAGGGAGACGGAUGGAAAGGCACAAACAUAGAACGGUGGUCAGAUGGAAGAGGUGCCAAUGUGGAGACUGCUGUUCAUGAAGGAGAUCACAGGGAUAUACAUUCCAGGAAGAUUCAAAAAGAUCCAGAUGAGCAGGACCAUCAAAACAGGCAAGGUCCUCAUAGUGGUCCUGGAGAUAGGGGGUUAAUACAUAUACAGGAAAGACCAAAUGCUCAAUUUCCAGGGCCUAUGAGAGGACCACAAGGUGAUUGGCAUGGUCCUGGUUGCAGUGAUCAAGGGCCUGGCCAGGAUAAUCUAGAUAUGUGUCCAGGACAAGGGCCAAGGGAAGAAACUGUAAAUGAAUGGAGAGGGUCAGCUAGAUGGGGUGCUCAAAAUCGAAGAGGGCGCGGGACAUUUUUUAGGAGGGAAAGACGGCAAGAUCACAGAGGAGAAAGCCAUGAUAGAAGGGGUACAGGCUUUAGGGGAUCAGUAUCAGAUGUGAAAGGGUGUCCAGAUGUGGCAAAUGACUGGAGGCAGUCUCACAAGGGAGGCCCAUACUUGAUCAAUUCGUGUCCAGACAGGAGAGAAUUUGAGCCUGAAGGUCCAUAUAGACCAGAGUCAGGAGGUUUAGAUUUAAGAGGCCCACAACGUGGACACAGAAAUUCAAACACUGAGGGUCCACAGGCUGAUGAAACAUUUUCAGAUUGGGGAGGACAAGGUAGACGAUUUGAGCAUGAGUUAAGAGGGGACAAGAGAGGUCCAGACAUGGGAAGGCUAGGGCCUGUAAGAGGUUCAGAUAUGAGACAUGGGUCUGGUAGGUGGGAUGCAAACACUGAGAUUUCUGGAUCUGAUAGAAAAGGUUCAGAAAUUAAGGGGUCAGGCUUAGACCCCAGGGGAGCUGAGCAUGACAUGCAAGCUUCGAGGUUGUCAGAUAUACCUACAUCACUUAAUUUCAGUCCUUCUCAGGAUCCUACAUUUCAAGGUCCUAGUGAUAUACAUUCUCCUCAGUUUAAUAGGCCCCCAGGUCCUGCUCCAAACUGUGGAGAAGGUCCACAAAAUCAACCAUCGGUAAAUUCCCAGAGACACAGAACUGCUUUACUUCCCACUCCACCAGGUCUUAUACACUUUCCAAAUCAUAUGAUGAACAAUCCUAAUGUCUCCAAAUACAAUUAAAUGUGUUUCUCUACAAACAGGGAUUGGAGUACAGAUAGACCAGUGGAUGGAAAAAGAUAGAAGCACACCAAUAGAUAGAAAUACAGGUGCUGGAAAUGACAAAACAGAUCAGGGUAAUUAACAUGCUAAGCAAGUAUUUGGUACAUCUAGCGAGGAAAAUAAAACACAUUUCAAUUCAAGUACAUCAGCUAAAAAUCUUAAUACCUGGGCCCCUCAAGACCUAAAGUUGCUGAACUAGAUUCAUCAUCACAUUGGAUACUAGAGUAAUCAUAGCAUUGGAUCGAUAAACGGCAACACAUAACACACGAGUGCAUUUUAUUUUUUUCAAGGAAACUUCCUUAGUGUCUGUGUCCUACUAAUGUUUAUAGAUCUAUAGAUGAUCUACAGUCAAGGCCUUUCAAGAACAGAGAUUGUAACUUGAUUUGAUCAUAGUCAAAAGUACAAUUAUGUUUUGUUUUAUGUUUAAAGUACCUGAAUUUAUUUUUGUUAUUAGGACUGAAUGCCUCUUAACCAUAAUCACCUGCAAAUUGAGCUUGGUGUGUAUUUAUAUAUGCAAAUACAAAUGUUUUGUACAGUUUUUUUAUUUAACAUAGCCAUAACUGGUACAGUAACCUUGAUUUGGCUUUUAUGUUUCUCUGUUGAUAAAAGAUUUUUUCGAGUUGAGAAUAAAAUGACGCUUUAAAAAAAUA
Molecule: messenger RNA, 12072 nt
Organism: Solea solea (common sole)
Lineage: Eukaryota; Metazoa; Chordata; Actinopteri; Pleuronectiformes; Soleidae
Exons: 16
Coding region: 320-11383 (3687 amino acids)
Biological process (GO): DNA-templated transcription
Cellular component (GO): nucleus
Source: RefSeq, a predicted model, not a curated record